ACGGUGGUGUUGAAAUGCCCGUCAAUCCGCACCUGCUAUCUCGGGCUCACGUGUGAACGCAGGUUAUUGAAGGCUCGAUGUCCGACACAAUGUCUGCCUCGCAGUAGGUCUCCAACUCAGCUCAACGAUUCAACCCCCGGUCCCGGUACCAAUCAGAUUGGAUAUAUAAUGCUGACAUAAAGAACCAGCGGAUCCGAGUUCCUUUGUCCCCCUUCCCCCCGAAGCGACGAAACUCAGAAGUGUACCCCCGCUAUGUCGGCGGCGCCAGAACUUGGGAACAGGAAGUACUGGGCGAAACCUUCGUCUAUGCCGAGGUCUAUUUGCCCGGCCAUGGGUAUCUCCCGGAGGGACCCUAUAUACAGGAAAUUUUCGAAUAGUAUGCGCUCUCUCGCGGAACAAUUCCUCGACACAAGUCGCAAUCUUGACAGUCAAGACCCGGAGCGGUGGCAAAAGUUUUUCCGCAAGGUUGUACAAAGCCACCCGUUUGUAACGAAGUUUCAGGACUCCUGGCCAGUGGAGGCAUACGUGAGGCGACACCUUUCGAGGACGAAGUGGCUUCACACGCGGAAGGCUACUAGUACCAACAGUGUGCGUUCCAAUCGGGCGGUCGCGGGCGUUGGAGGAGAUGGCAAUGCAAAUGAUGCACCUCGCCGCUUGCGCGACACUUCCACACAGUCUCAGGUCACAAUUUCUUCAAGUGCAUCAGCUACAUCGACUGCACCAUCCGCGUCAAUUGCACUGUCGCAGUCGCGCCCCCGUGCGCGUGUGGGGCCAGCUCCUAGUGCCAGUCCCGCAGCAGUUCCAGCACCAUCUGGUGUUCAAGUCAACGCGCCCCCUCCUCCGCCCAAAACAUCGCCUUUUAAGCUUCGCGAGGAGACCGUCCGCCAAUUCUUACGAUCGCUCAACCCAACCCUAGAAGAUCUUACGCAGAGGUUCAUCAGCGCAGGUCUUGUUAACAAGAAAUGCCUCGUCGCUCUGGCUGGUAUGCCUGAUUGGGAGAAAGACAAACUGUUACGCGACGACAUGUGUCUCACCCCGUUUCAAUCGCGCGUCGUUCGAGUCGGACUGGGGGAAUUGGAGUAAGUGAAUAGAACAGCAUAUGUGUAUCAGUACGUUUGUACGAAUAUGAAGUGGAACCGGAGGAUC
This is a messenger RNA of Fomitopsis serialis, 1146 nucleotides long. RefSeq lists its product as uncharacterized. NCBI's taxonomy places the organism in Eukaryota, Fungi, Basidiomycota, Agaricomycetes, Polyporales, Fomitopsidaceae. The record is from RefSeq and is a predicted model, not a curated record. The transcript has 6 exons. Bases 253 to 1083 code for a protein of 276 amino acids.